Messenger RNA from Vicia faba (fava bean), 1581 nucleotides. NCBI's taxonomy places the organism in Eukaryota, Viridiplantae, Streptophyta, Magnoliopsida, Fabales, Fabaceae. The record is from the annotation of a GenBank genome assembly.
AUGGCGCUUCGAUCUCUGGGCUUGAAAUUUGCAAUGCACGUGUCAAAACCAUUACAUCAAUCUAUCUCAUCGCUCCAUGCUCUCACAACAUCUCCACAACUAGACGAACGCCUUAUUCUCCACCAAAUCUCUCAACUUUUACCAAUACCCACUUCCAAAACCCUAGAAUCACACUCGGAAUCGAAAUCCGUUGAUGGGUUUUUGUCUCCGGAAGAUAAACUACGCGGUAUCUUUCUUCAAAAACUAAAGGGUAAAGCUGCAAUUGAACAAGCUUUUUCCAGUGUAGGUAUUGAUGUGAAUGUUGAUAUUAUUGCUAGGGUAUUAAACUCUGGGAAUUUGGGUGGUGAAGCUAUGGUUAUGUUUUUUAAUUGGGCACUCAAACAACCAAUGGUGCCUAAGAAUGUUGCUACCUACCAUGUCAUUGUUAAGGCAUUAGGAAGAAGGAAGUUUUUCAUGUCUAUGAUGCAAGUUUUGAAUGACAUGAGGUUGAAUUGUAUAAAAGCUGAUUUGUUUAUGUUAUCUAUUGUUAUUGAUAGUUUUGUAAAUGCUGGUCAUGUAUCUAAAGCAAUUCACGUGUUUGGGAACUUGGAUGAUCUCGGUCUGAGUCGCGAUACUGAGGCUUUGAAUGUUCUUUUGUCGUGCCUUUGUCGACGCUCUCAUGUUGGUGCUGCGGCUUCUGUUUUUAAUUCAAUGAAAAGGAAGGUGGCUUUUAAUGUUGCCACGUAUAAUGUUGUUGCUGGUGGUUGGUGUAAGUUUGGUAGGGUGGAUGAGAUUGAGAGGGUUAUGAAGGAAAUGGAAGUUGAGGGGCUUUCUCCUGAUUUUGGUACGUUUGCUUUCUUUCUUGAGGGUUUGGGUAGAGCAGGUAGAAUAGAUGAGGCGGUUGAGGUUUUCGGUAGUAUGAAAGAGAAAGAUACUACGACGUAUAAUGCAAUGAUUUUCAAUUUCAUUUCGGUUGGCAAUUUUGACGAGUGUGUGAAGUAUUAUAAUGGGAUGUUGGGUGAUAAUUGUGAACCUAACAUUGAUACAUAUACUAGAAUGAUUAGUGCUUUUCUCAGAAUAAGGAAAGUGGCUGAUGCACUUUUGAUGUUUGAUGAGAUGUUAAGACAAGGAGUUGUGCCUCCUACUGGGACUGUAACCUCCUUCAUCAAAUAUUUGUGCAGCUAUGGUCCACCAUAUGCUGCUAUGAUGAUCUACAAGAAGGCAAGAAAAUUAGAGUGUAAGAUAUCAAUGGAGGCAUAUAAGAUAUUGCUUAUGCGCCUUUCCAAGUAUGGAAAAUGUGGAACAUUGUUAAGUGUCUGGCAGGAGAUGCAAGAAUGUGGGUAUAGUUCAGAUGUUGAAGUUUAUGAGUACAUAAUCAGUGGCCUUUACAACAUAGGACAACUUGAAAAUGCUGUGCUGGUUAUGGAGGAGGCUUUGCGCAAAGGGUUCUGCCCUAGCAGGCUUGUAUAUAGUAAACUAAGUAACAAGCUGCUUGCUUCAAACCUGACAGAGAGGGCUUACAGACUGUUUUUGAAAAUUAAACAUGCUCGUUCUCUAAAAAAUGCGAGAAGUUAUUGGCGAGAUAACGGUUGGCACUUUUGA